Cuscuta europaea is the source of this 1617-nucleotide messenger RNA. Lineage: Eukaryota; Viridiplantae; Streptophyta; Magnoliopsida; Solanales; Convolvulaceae. The record is from the annotation of a GenBank genome assembly.
CCGCGUUCUAGAAUAACCGGUCCCUGCCAGUAUCCAAAAAUCAGCACACGCUCCCGUACCAGUCCACCACCAUCCCGCCGUAACUGUCACCGCGCCAGCCAGCUUUAUUCCUCCCCAACCCCACCUCCAGUCUCACUCUCACCUUUUCGGUUUUGGGCGUGCUCGGGAAUAUGGCGAACCCAAGGUGCUUCCUCGACAUAACCAUUGGAGGAGAGAGGGAAGGGAGGAUAGUGGUGGAGCUUUUCAAAAAUGUGGUCCCCAAAACCGCCGAGAACUUCCGGGCACUCUGCACCGGCGAGCGCGGCGUUAGCCCUCAAACCGGCGUCACACUCCACUAUAAGGGGACUUGCUUUCACCGCAUACUGAGAGGUUCAAUGAUACAAGGCGGCGAUGUUUCUGCCGGAAACGGAACUGGCGGAGAAUCCAUUUAUGGUCUGGCUUUUGAAGACGAGAACUUUGAGUUGAAGCACGACCGGAAGGGGACGGUAUCUAUGGCCAAUGCUGGUCCGAACACAAAUGGCUCUCAGUUUUUCAUUUCUACAACUCAACAGUCUCAUCUGAACGGAAAAAAUGUGGUGUUUGGUAAGGUCGUCAAGGGGUUGGGCUUGGUUCGGAUUAUUGAACGGGUGCCCAUAGGGGAAAUGGAUUGUCCAGAUCUUGAGGUGCGCAUAGAGGAUUGUGGUGAGAUUCCAGAAGGGGAGGAUGAUGGAACGUGUAACUAUUUUAAGGAUGGCGACACUCUUCCUGAAUGGCCACUUGAUCUUGAUGUUAAACCAGAUGAUGCCCCUUGGUGGAUUAAUACUACUGGAAAUAUCAAGGAUUUUGGAAAUGAACACUUCAAGAAACAAGAUUAUAAAAUGGCUAUAAGAAAGUAUUACAAGGCUAUACGAUACUUGGAUAUCUGCUGGGAAAAGAGUGGAAUUGAUGAAGUGAGUGCUGAGUUCUUGAGGAAGAUGAGGUCUCAUAUUUUUUCGAAUUGCUCUGCAUGUAAAUGUAAACUUGGGGACUUUGAAGGGGCACUAUUUGAUGCUAACUCUGCUAUUUCUGAUGUUAAAGAUAAUGCAAAGGCUUUUUAUCGCCAAGGGCAGGCAUACUUGGGGCUCAAUGCCAUAGAUGCAGCAGCUGAAAGUUUUACAAAAGCUUUGGAAUUGGAGCCCAAUGAUGGUGGUAUAAAGAAAGAGCUUGCUGCUGUAAGGAAGAAGAUUGCUGAUAGGCAAAACCAGGAGAAGAAAGGUUACUCAAAAAUGUUCCAAUAGAUUGGGCGACAGUUAUAAGGGAUAUACUCUUUCAGAAUCUCAAAGCCAUUUCUGGUUGCAAAUGUUCAUAGGCCAAUGCUUGAACAGAAAUUUUGUUUGAACUUGCAAAGCUACAUGGGGUAGAGAGUAGGUUAUUAUGCAUUGUUGCAAUUAAGAAGACUUGCUGAGUGAUGAUUUAAUAUCAUCACUGUCUCUGAGUGCUUUACAAUGUCUUUAUCACAAAUACUUUCUCUCUUUCAUUUCUCAUCAGUCAUGGUACAAUAUGCUGGAAAAUCUUAAUAUUUAGUGAAUACAGAAUUAUGUGUUCCAUGAAGUAACAACUCAAUAUUAAGCAUUGUGGAAUCUAAUCAUUUCAGUUGUG